Molecule: messenger RNA, 1112 nt
Organism: Hippocampus comes (tiger tail seahorse)
Lineage: Eukaryota; Metazoa; Chordata; Actinopteri; Syngnathiformes; Syngnathidae
Product: potassium voltage-gated channel subfamily H member 8-like
Exons: 4
Coding region: 531-1112 (193 amino acids)
Biological process (GO): regulation of membrane potential; potassium ion transmembrane transport
Cellular component (GO): plasma membrane
Molecular function (GO): voltage-gated potassium channel activity
Source: RefSeq, a predicted model, not a curated record
CUUACACUUCUUACUGAAGUAUGCCUAAUAAAGUGCCAUGUACAUCGAGCUCAUUUAUGCAUAGCUUAUUCGCGAUACGAUUGAAUGCAUGGAUAUUAAACAGAAAGCCUCGAUGUAGAAAAGUUUUUGCUCGCGACUCGGGAUGUGUGCGCAAGCCAGAGAAAAGUGAGAGUGAUGGCUGUCUCCCUGCAUUGCACGCUGCGGACAGACGAUCAUUGAAGCCAUGUGACAAUAAUGGCACCCGCUGACAGGCAGUCUCUCACCCCGUCACUGUCGUCCCCCUCGGCUAUUACCCGCCCCUCACCUGCGCGUGCUUCACCUCGGCUCUUUUCCUUGACGCACGCGAACGGAGGCUUCCAGACGCACCCGCUGCGCGCUUCUCAACGCGCAGCUGCCCUGCCAAGCGUCGCACUCUAGUGAGUGCCUCGUCGAGCGCAUGCAGCUCCAAAACCUUUCAAGGGUGCACUUCACUCGUUAGGACGACUUCUCUUCACUCACUUUGAUGGGGACUUCGAUACCAAGCAGGGAAAAUGCCUGUGAUGAAGGGAUUACUAGCACCGCAGAACACCUUUCUGGACACUAUAGCAACGCGCUUUGAUGGCACUCACAGUAAUUUCAUUCUGGCCAACGCUCAGGUGUCCAAAGGCUUCCCCAUCGUCUACUGCUCGGAUGGCUUCUGUGAGCUCACAGGCUUCUCCAGGGCGGAAGUCAUGCAAAAGAGUUGCGCGUGUAAGUUCCUCUACGGCCCCGAGACCAGUGAAAAUAUCAUCAUCAGCAUCGACGAUGCCUUGGAGGGGCGCAAGGAGUUCAAGGAUGAGAUCAUGUUUUACAGUAAGACAGGGGUGCUCUUCUGGUGUCUGUUGGACAUUGUGCCAAUUAAGAAUGAAAAGGGGGACGUGGUGCUCUUUCUGGCUUCGUUCAAGAACAUCACUGACGUUAAAGCCAAAAGCAUCCAAGAGGACAAGAAAGAAGGGGUGCUCUUCUGGUGUCUGUUGGACAUUGUGCCAAUUAAGAAUGAAAAGGGGGACGUGGUGCUCUUUCUGGCUUCGUUCAAGAACAUCACUGACGUUAAAGCCAAAAGCAUCCAAGAGGACAAGAAAGAAGGUCAGUGA